Molecule: messenger RNA, 1059 nt
Organism: Dibothriocephalus latus
Lineage: Eukaryota; Metazoa; Platyhelminthes; Cestoda; Diphyllobothriidea; Diphyllobothriidae
Source: the annotation of a GenBank genome assembly
AUGGCCGCUAAUACAACCGGUAAUAACAGCAUUCCGUGUAUUCUGCAGGAAGCCUGGCCUGAGGGUCCAACAUUCAAGGUUUUUCUACGUUGCAAUCGGCUAAUUCUCCUCUCUGUCCUCGGCUUGCCGGUGUGUAUGGUUGGCAUUGUCACCAGCGGCCUUAGUAUCUGCCUGUUCUGUCGUGACAAGACAACGCCGCGAACAACCUGCAAGCUUCUGAUCGUCACCUCUCUGAUUGAUGUCCAGUUUCUCCUCUUUUCUCUGCUCUAUCUCCAACCACUGACCUUUUGCAAACGUAGUAGUCCCUUGCGACGGCUCCUUCUAACCAACAUAAUUUUCUCGUUCGUUAACAUUCUUGAAUGUUUCAGGAAUUGGUUGGUUGUACUCAUCGGCGUGGAACGCUUCCUAGUCAUCUGCUUUCCCGUUCGCAGCAAAGUGUGGUGGACUGGGAAGAUUACUGACAGCCUCAUGGCCGCUUGUUUUGUAUUCUCCGUCGUGGUUCGACUCCCGCUCAUCUCCUACCUGUCACUCGAGAGCGUAAAACCAAAGGGUUCAGUGACGGCUUGGCUUUACCAACUGCACUCCUUCACUGACAGCAUACUGGUCACGCUAAUCCCACUGAUUAUUCUAAUUGUCUGCAGUCUGCAGAUUGGACGUGGUCUGCAGCAGUCGGAUCAUUUUCGUUGGGGGCAGGGGAAACAUCCAGAGCGACAGAGAGCGUCGACUUCUAGCACCAGCUCCAACUGCAGUGUUGCGCGACGCGUUAAACUGACCCGUGGCCUCCUCAUUGUCAUCGUCACCUUCACUCUGUUCAUGCUGCCCAUGGUGCCUGUGAGUAUUGUUCAGCUGCUUUCACAUCACUUCUUUACUUCCAGUUGUACCUACUUUAUCACUCUUCACGUCUGCUCCUAUGUGGCCACACUUGGCUCACAGAUGAACUCAACGGCAAACUUUUUUGUCUACAUCGUCUACUGGGGCAAGUACCGGAAGAUGCUUAAGCGGAUGUUGGGCUGUCAAUACGCGAAACGAAUCCUGUCACCUAAAAAGAGAGUUUACUAG